Megachile rotundata (alfalfa leafcutting bee) is the source of this 1684-nucleotide messenger RNA. RefSeq names its product phenylalanine--tRNA ligase alpha subunit (gene alpha-PheRS). Gene Ontology annotation, cellular component: cytosol; cytoplasm; phenylalanine-tRNA ligase complex. The record is from RefSeq and is a predicted model, not a curated record. Gene Ontology annotation, biological process: phenylalanyl-tRNA aminoacylation. NCBI's taxonomy places the organism in Eukaryota, Metazoa, Arthropoda, Insecta, Hymenoptera, Megachilidae. Gene Ontology annotation, molecular function: tRNA binding; ATP binding; oxidoreductase activity, acting on the CH-OH group of donors, NAD or NADP as acceptor.
AAUUUUCUUCUUUGAUAGUUUCGCGCGUUGUCAUUAGAUGGCGGUAAAGAUGCCGUUUUCAGAAAGCGUCUCUGUUUUGAACAUUGAACAUACGUUUAACUUCGGACGAGUGAAAUUCUGAAGGAAACGGAUGAAAAGAUGCAUAUUAAAAUCGUUGCGAUCCUCGUUUGACGAUAAACGACGGUACUGUCUCGAUGGAUUCAAGGAAAAACGAAAGUAUAAAUGGUGGUGUAGACGAUACAAAGGACGUUUUAAAGAUCGUAGUUACCGAUGGAACGACAGAACUCGCGCUCACCUUUCUCUACAGAAUAUUGUACGACAAUGUCUUUGGAGAAAACCAAUUAGUCUUUAUUAGCAUUUUCGAGUUCCAGGACAAAGCGUUGUUUUUGGAGAGCGUCGAGAUCGAGCUUACGUCUUUUAGUCCUAAUCUUCUGCAAGGUAUCAGUUAUGGCCACGAUCCUUCCGUUCAAUUCAAGGAUGCCGAUGUCGUAGUUUGCAUCGGCCGUGCGAGAGAAUACGAAUUUACCGAAGACGAAUAUUGGGAUCCGUUUUUCAAGGACUACAUUCUCACCUCGAAAUAUUACGGUGAAGCGAUCGAAAAUUAUGCGAAAAAGGACGCGAGAAUCAUCGUGAUCGGAAGCACCGCCGCUACCAUUAUAUCCAGAUACGUGAAAUCUAUCCCUUCCAGUCACAUAACCGCGCUAUCGAUGUUCAAUUUCAAUAUCGCCACAGCUUACGUACGUUGCUGUUUCUUAUUGUAUUUAUUAUUUAGCGAGAAAAAUUUGUCCAACAUCGAGAAAUUGUAUUCGCUUCAGAUCGCUGCUCGAGCAAAAUGUCUUCCGUCAGAGAUAAAAAACGUGAUUAUAUGGGGCACAAAUAACAGAUGCAAUUUUCCUGAUUGUAGAUACAUGUUCUUCACGGAUCGAAGAAAAUUGAACACAGGUUUGGAAGUGUGGCUAAAGAAUAUUCUUCCACAGCACACGCAAAAUAUUAACAGCAGACCUUACCGCGUGAAAUCGAUGGCUUACGGAUUAGCUGAACAUUGUAGAAUUUUGUGGAACGGUAGCCCAACAAACGAAUGGACCUGUAUGACGGUUUUAUCCGAUCAUUCAUACGGUAUACGUUCCGAUAUAUUCUUCUCGUUCCCGGUGCUUUGCAAAAAUCGAACUUACGAAAUUGUACAGGAUCUUGUCAACGACGAGUACAUUAAGAAAUAUAUCAAGGCCAUGAGCAAAUUAAUUGCCAGAGAAGUUUACUUUGCACUUACGAUCUGUAAUUUAAAAAGGGAAAAUUGAAAUUCGUUCGUUUAACCGCAUUACGUUAUUUACGUAUCUUUAUUACCAUUUUUACACGUUACAUUUAUUUACAGAUUUCCUUUUACUACGCGUAACCGCUGCAACUCGACGAUGUGUCUGGUAAAGAUACGCGGAGCCAUUAUUUGUGCAUCGUAACGUACCGAUAAGGCGUAACAUUUAAAUAACGUUUCCACGAAAUAACAAAUAGUCGAACUUCCGCAAACUUCUUCUAAAACUAGUAAAGAAAAUCUUGUCGUUUGUAAAAUAACGUAAAAGUGAAUAAACUCUGCUUGUCCUAUGAAUUCUAAGCGGUGUUGAAUUUAUUUGGGAUAAUAUUCUCUUCUAUUUUUCCUCUGUACGUACAUACAUACGUAGAGAGGAAUCCAAGA